ACCCCUCCGCUCUUUCGAAACUAAAAUCUUGAUACUUAUAAAGGGAACCGAUUACAGUUCAUCGACAUUGUGCUAAUCUAUUCGUUCGACUCUGCACCGAUUAAUCGCGAUCGGCAACGUUCGAUCAGUGACGGUCAGCGCUGUUCAAUCGAAUCGGAUCGAAUCGAAGAAAUUACGUGACGGCAUCGUGUCGGUUCGUGAACUUUGCAAAUCGUCUUUGAACCGUAUUAUCGAUUCGUGAUCGAUGUGCACCUGCGAACGUUUACGUGGGAUGUUGUAAGCCGAAGCAACCAAGCGUCUGCAUCAACGUGAAAUAACGAAAGAAGAUAAAAGGAGAAAUGCUUCCUGGACGAGGAUUAAUCGUUAUCGCCCUUGGCGUUUGCUGUAUGAUCGCUCUUUUUGAGGUGAGCGAAGCUAGACCUCGCAUCAGGCACCAGAAAGGCGGCACUCAUUGCAGCAGGUGCGGUCCAGGAUGGGGCGUAGUGAAUCGUUGUACCCGUGGACGCGAUACGGAGUGUGAAAAAUGCGCACCAGGCACCUAUAGUCCUCAUCAUAGCACUCAACCCUGUUGGAUCUGCUCGAGAUGCGGUCCAGGACUGUACGAAGCGCAUCCUUGCACCUCGACCACCGACACCGUCUGCGAUUCUUGUCACAGACCGGCUCCCGAUAAUUCUGAUUACCAGAGGAAGUGCAAGGGCAGGACCAACGUCUUCCUCGCGCCGGAAGACGCGCAGGAAACUGGAGAAGAGAGCGUCCUGGUGAACGAACCCGAUGUUCAAGACCGAAUGAACGACGGAGAAGAGGUCCUGGAGAACGACGCGGAAGCAGAGAUUAUGUCCAAAGAGCUGAGAUCUUUGGAAAGAAUUUAAAACGGUGGACGAUGAUUCUCUUUUGUUGCUGAAAAAGUAGGACCGAAAGUAUUCCUAGAUACUAGCGAUUCCCUCGAGCCACCUGGACUAAAAGGAAAGCGUUUUCUCCUGUUCUAACUGGCACUCGAAGAAGAUCGCUUAGUUGAAGAAUUCAUGGAACAAGAUACGAAGGAUGAUCCCCAGAGAUUCUUUGCUUCGAAUUUGAGUCGAGACUCGCAAGACUAGACAUCAUCGAAGUCGUGAAAAUUUAGCGGAUCCGAGAGCGUUUAUAGAAAUUGGAUCCUGAACUUCUUUUAAACCUCAGGAAAUUGAAGGCGAACCUAGAUUUGGUCCUUUGAUCGAAUAGGCGAAGAUGAUAGUAGAAAGUAAAGUCUUGUCCUCUUCUAAUUGAAGAGAAUAGAUGACUGAACAUUCCUUUCAAAAUGCGGAAUCUGUUCCUCGUCUUAACAAUUCACUUGUGAGGAUCACAAAUAGGCUGAAUGAUUCUAAAUCAUUCAUUGUAAUACGCAGCCUCAAUGUACGCUUCCGGUUGAACCUUGUUGGUUGAGACCUUGUUAGAGACCUACAGAGUAUUUAAAGAAAAAAAACGUUCAACGUGUGAAUGAAAACAACAUCGUAAUAUCAUUUGUCUUGCAAGAAUCUGCUGUCUUUAAAUACUCUGUAUUUCUUAGAAUUACUCGUCAACUUUGGUGCUUGUUCUAUCAACGUUCCGUCAAUACUAAUCAUUAAGUUCUAAUAAGUUCGAAGAAGGAUCGAAAAGAGUCUUUCGAUCCUCGAUUGCUAGUCACUUAGUUGCUAACUAGUCGAUAAGAUGUAAUAUACAAAUAGUAGUAUACUCGCGUACUUGUCGCGUCACUCGCCCUCUCACAUAAUUUAUAUUACCGUAAGCGAAACUUAUUCCAUUCCUGACUAUACAACUUUAUAUGUUACAUCUAAAUAUACACUUAUGGUAUAUUGCGUUGACUGCUAUGUAUGUCGCCGUCGUUAAAAUUUAAUCACUUUAAUCAAGUUAUCGAAGAAAGAAGAAAAAUUUUAGAAAUUAUUAACUCUUUAUAUCACUGUAACUUAAACAUUCGGCGCACUAUGCUUGCUAAAAAUUUUAAAACUAUAAAUUGAGUAAUUAAAUGGUGAUUAAUUGUUGUUCUAGUAUUCUACUAUAUAUGUAUGUAUAAAUUUUCACAAUGGCAGUCAACAUUAUAAGUCUACUUAUGUACAUCCAAAGAUCUCGUUGGUGAUCUCUGGAUACGCGUAAAAGUACUCUGGAAAGUUAUACUUAAAAAAAGGAAGCGAACAAAUUUUUCUUUAAAGAGAAUUUGUGUACACGAGUGUUUAUGUCCAGAGAUCUCCAUUAUUUCUCGUUACGCUCUCUUCUUGGAGAGACCAAUCGUAUUUCAGUGUGCUCCUCGACUUUCUGGAUAACCGGAAAUACUUGCAUGGUUCUUAUGUAAACGCGUCGUCAGUAAAAUCGUGUGUAAAUACGCCUCUGUAAAUAUAGAAACGAUAACAACACGAAUCGGUUGCUGUCUGAAAAAUUGUUAUGCAUUUCUCGUUUAUAAUAUAUAAAUUUAUAAAAGCAAUUACGUAUCUUCUCGUUCCAUACUCGUGAAUUAUGUUAUGCUUUGCAGCGAAAUAUUUUAAAGAAAGAAAAUAUCUGAGAAAUUAAAAUAAUCGUGAAAUUAUUUUAACGCGUUAAGAGUAAAAUAGUAGGUGGAAAGUUUAACGCGUUAAUAUAAUAAGAAAGUUAACCGUACUUAAAUAAGUCUUAUGGUGGCGGGGAAGAUGACACGCAUGCGCAUAACGGACACUCCCCACUCCUAUAAAUGGUAGGCGACACGGUGCGCGCACUCACUGUUCUCCGCUCUGUCGUGGCAACAGGUGUUCGCGAUUGUCGUGGCAGUCGUUACGUAAAGCUGGUACGUAAAAUUCAAUCGUCAAAAAUUGAAAAAUAGUUGUCCGAAACAGACAGUAACGCGCGUAGAUCUCGUUUACGAAUGAAAAUUCACCAAAGCACCAUUGUACUUGCUAUCCGUUUUAUUUAUUUACGUAAUUGUUCCAUCGGUCGAUGAACGGUAGCCGCAAGAGACGUCUACUAAAGACACAAUAAAGUACAGAUAUAUAAUAAUCUAUAUAUAAGUUCAUUUUUUAUUACAUCUCCUCCCUGACUAUAUUAAGUCCACGCUCAAUAAACGAUAGAAAGAAUUACACGUUUCUUCGAUGCACAAACACGUUCGCGUCGCUACAAUCUCGAAACUAUCUAUUGUCGCCUCGUUUUUUCGAAGUAUAUAAUGUAUAUUUCGCAUCAGGUAUUGCGUGAUUCAUCAGGUAUUAUCGAUAUCAUUAUUAUGCACAGUGCGCUACGAUACAAACAGUUAUUAUCAUCGAAGAAAAAUAUAAGCGAAUAGUUUUGAGAUGUUAAUACGAGUUAUGUUGUAUACAUGUAUAUAAUAUAUAUAAUAUAUGAAGUUCGAUGAUAACUUUUUUCUUCUUUUCUUCCUCUUAAUGCGGUUUGAUUUUCGAUUUAGUUUAUGAACGACAUUUUUCUAGUUCGAAGUCAAGGAUAAAGAAGAAGCUAACGAUAUAUCAGUCGGUAACUGUAGUUCCAUGAUACCGCGGAGGUUUGGAAAUUGAGAAUUUAUCUUUUACGCUUUCACUGUUACCACAUAACUUGUUAAUGUAAUUUUAAUCUACCUAGUUAAAAAUCUUAGAAAAAUUUUCAUCGUUCCUUAUUAUAAAGAUUUUCAAUUAUAAGCAACGACAAUUUAAGAAAAUCGUUACAAAAUUUCACCGAUUCUCGUUAAUCGGUAGCAGUGAAAUCGUCCGUGCCAUAAUUUAACGCAAACAGAAAAAAGUCCCUACAACGAGCAAAGCUACCGUGUGCUAAAUAAGUUUUCUCGUGAGUCGGUUAUCGUUACAUCGAUGAACAUCGAUAAUAUAAACGCUUUAUAAAUCAUUUGAAACAACGUCGUUAUAUUUUUCUAUCGUAAAACCUAUCUAUAAAAAUAAGUCACUGUAAAGUAUGCCACAAUGAGAUAAAUGCAAAUAAAACGAUCCUCGCAUAUUA
This is a messenger RNA of Megachile rotundata (alfalfa leafcutting bee), 3930 nucleotides long. RefSeq lists its product as uncharacterized. Gene Ontology annotation, biological process: inflammatory response. The record is from RefSeq and is a predicted model, not a curated record. Lineage: Eukaryota; Metazoa; Arthropoda; Insecta; Hymenoptera; Megachilidae. Gene Ontology annotation, molecular function: protein binding; tumor necrosis factor receptor activity. Gene Ontology annotation, cellular component: external side of plasma membrane.